AUGAGCUAUGAGGAACAUGGCAUGAGCUAUGAGGCGCAUGGCAUGAGCUAUGAGGCGCAUGGCAUGAGCUAUGAGGCGCAUGGCAUGAGCUAUGAGGCGCAUGGCAUGAGCUAUGAGGCGCAUGGCAUGAGCUAUGAGGCGCAUGGCAUGAGCUAUGAGGCGCAUGGCAUGAGCUAUGAGGCGCAUGGCAUGAGCUAUGAGGCGCAUGGCAUGAGCUAUGAGGCGCAUGGCAUGAGCUAUGAGGCGCAUGGCAUGAGCUAUGAGGCGCAUGGCAUGAGCUAUGAGGCGCAUGGCAUGAGCUAUGAGGCGCAUGGCAUGAGCUAUGAGGCGCAUGGCAUGAGCUAUGAGGCGCAUGGCAUGAGCUAUGAGGCGCAUGGCAUGAGCUAUGAGGCGCAUGGCAUGAGCUAUGAGGCGCAUGGCAUGAGCUAUGAGGCGCAUGGCAUGAUGAGGCGCAUGGCAUGA
Closterium sp. Yama58-4 is the source of this 462-nucleotide messenger RNA. The record is from the annotation of a GenBank genome assembly. NCBI's taxonomy places the organism in Eukaryota, Viridiplantae, Streptophyta, Zygnematophyceae, Desmidiales, Closteriaceae.